This is a messenger RNA of Trichomonas vaginalis G3, 724 nucleotides long. RefSeq lists its product as uncharacterized. The annotation marks the transcript as partial. The transcript has a single exon. Lineage: Eukaryota; Parabasalia; Trichomonadida; Trichomonadidae. The record is from RefSeq and is a predicted model, not a curated record.
AUGACAGAAAUAGCAAAUCUUCUACAGGUUCCAUUAAAACAAGGGACAAACAAAAAGGGUGCAUAUAAUAGAACUAUGAAAGUUCCUGAUGGAAUGAAAGAAUUAGUUCAUAUUGUUGCUGGUCUUCAAAAAGAUGUUAAACAAAUGAGAAACGUUUUAACAUUACCAGAAGCUCAAGCAUAUGCCAAACGUCAAGGUCCAAAUUGGGAAGCACACGAAGCAGACAUUACGGGUCCAAAUGGAAAACCUGAUGGUAUAAAUGAAGUUUUCGUUACUGAUGGUCAAGGUAAUAUUAAAGUCAUAAAUGGUUACAAAUUAACUAUAACUGAUUAUCCUAAACGUAAAGCAUAUAAUGAACGUUAUCCUAUGCAAUUUGAUGAAAAUGGAAAAGCUGUUAAACAAUACAUUAGAGAAGGUGAAAAUGGUCCAAUUAAUUCAUACCGUCAUAAUCCAUAUUCUUAUUUCAAUGAAGAAUUAAAUGCUAUUGAAGAGGGACCGGAUGGAUUACCACGAUAUUCUAACCAGUUUGAUGGUCAAUAUGCAAAUAUUAGACCUGAAAUUUCAGCUAAGAAAUUCUUUAAAGUUGCUUUAUUCGAUCCAGUUUUCGCAAAUGUUAAAGAUGAACUUAAACAGCAAUUCCAACCAAUUAUAGUAGCAAGAAUUGCAUCAGGUGCUUUAUCUCAAGCAUUCAAAGAUUUAAUUAAGAAACCAUUAUAUCAGCAAC